Columba livia (rock pigeon) is the source of this 1404-nucleotide messenger RNA. RefSeq names its product prokineticin 2 (gene PROK2). Gene Ontology annotation, biological process: endothelial cell proliferation. The coding region runs from base 241 to 579 and encodes 112 amino acids. The record is from RefSeq and is a predicted model, not a curated record. Lineage: Eukaryota; Metazoa; Chordata; Aves; Columbiformes; Columbidae. The transcript has 3 exons.
CCCUCUGCCAUCCCCCGGCCGCUCUCCCCCGCAGCCGCUGGGGCUCGUCCCGCGGCCGCGCACCUGGGCGCGGUGGGGUGCGCGCGGCGGUCCGCGGCGCUGCCAGGGCGGGGGUGACUCACGCUGCCGCCAACGGCAGCCCCCGGCUUUAUAACGGCUGAGGCGGCCGCCGCGCCCGGCUCCGCUGCGCCGCGCUGCGCCCGCGGGGAGCGCAAGAGUCCGCGGCCGCGGGACGGCACCAUGCGGAGCUUGCGCGGCGCUCCGCCGGUGCUGCUGCUGCUGCUGACACUGCUGCUGGCCGCGGGGCACGGAGCCGUCAUCACCGGGGCCUGCGACCGAGACCAGCAGUGUGGAGGAGGGAUGUGCUGUGCAGUCAGCCUCUGGAUCCGCAGCCUGCGAAUGUGCACGCCAAUGGGAAAUUUGGGAGAGGAGUGCCACCCCUUGAGUCACCGAGUUCCCUUCUCUGGGCGGCGGAUGCACCACACCUGCCCAUGUCUCCCUGGCCUGGCCUGCCUACGGACUUCUCCCAGCAAAUUCAAAUGUUUACCGGACUUCAGAAAAGAAGAUGUCUUUUUUUAGCAGGAGCUAUUUGGUGCUAGAAAGAGCCACUCGCUGUAUUCUUUUUCUUGUUAUUGUGAUGAACAAGGUACUCGCCAGGAGAAGCCCUUGACCAUACCUUCCUGCCUCACCAACAUUAAAACUGGAGAUGAGAUACUGUUCUGUAGUACCCAAGGUUUUCAGGAGGGACUCGUAGUGGUGGAUGCUUUCAUUUUGGGGUGAGCAAACUGAGAUUUGCUAAGCUGGCACUGCUUUCUGAGGGCAGGAGCUAAACGAUUUAUGAAUCAUCUUGUGGUCUUCAUCAUUCUUAAUCCCAGAAUGAAAAUAUCCAAGAUUAUUAUCAGUUGUGGAAAAUUUUGGCCAUGUUUUUACACUUUAGAAUGCCUGAAUUGAACUGAGAGUCGAAUAACUGGAUAGUGUGAAGCAUAUGAUGAUCGCCAAAAUCCCCCUGUCUUUACAUUACAUUUCAUAUCUUUAUUAAUGUAACUGUAUUUCUAAGUUAGGUGCAUCUCUAGGGUAAAAGUUUAGCCAAUAGAUGUAGAUUUUACACUUUUAAAAAGUGGCAGGUGGAACCAAAGCAUUUCAAUAUUUAAAGCAUUAAACAAUUUUGUUAUUUUAGUAUUCUAAGACGAGAAGUUGUUGUUACUUGAGUUGGUGUAAAACUACCUGAUCAUCUCAAACUAUGUAUUAAGAUGUAGUUUAUAUUAAAAAAGGAACCCUGAAGUUUAUUGUAAUGGGCUGCCUGACUUCUUGUAUAUGUAUCAAAUUUGCUGUGUAAAAAUUCUGUAUCAGAAUAAUGGCAGUAUAUUAUUUGACUUAUUUUAAUAUUAUAACUUUAUUUUGUCA